UGCCAAGCCGGGCUGCCGUCAUUUUGACAAAAGUCAGGGGCGGCUCGGCACCCGGGUCUCCGGGGUCCGAGCUGGCUCUCAUUGACCUAUUAACUCAAAUCGCAUUCAUCUGGACUGACUUCAUUUUUUCUCGCGUUGUCGGGCUCUCACCCACCCACCUCCGCGCCAUUAUUCUGUCGGCUGUCUAUCUUACCAUGGAUACUACUGCGAGCUGCGACGACGGGCCAGGGCCUUCGUCGCCAAGUCCCAACACCUACAUUCGACCAGCUUGCGAUUCCUGUCGUGUCCGUAAGAUUCGUUGUGAUAGGCAGUAUCCCUGCUCUAACUGCGUGAGCGCCAAAAUCGAUUGCACACUUGUCAAUAAGAAGCCUAGGGAGAAACGUACACGAAUCCUCGUGACUCCACAGUAUGAGAAAAAGCUUGAUCAACUUGACCGCCGUCUUGGGGAAGUCCUCGAGCUUUUACAAGAUAUCAAAACCGACAGACAACUCAGUGUAACUUCUAUGCCCUUGAGGACAUCGGCUGGAGCCCGGGUAUCGACCGUGUCCUCGUCCGUGUCAAGCCCGUCGAGCUUCGCCACCCAGCCACCGUCUUCGGCCUUGAUGGGCGUUGAGGGGAAAUCCUCUUUAACAGCCCACUCCGCAUUUGCUAGCGACUUCAUGCAUCAAGUUGCGAGCACCAAUCUCCUCCAAAGCUCCAGACCAGAGAUGACGGACACCUUGGACGCACUCUCCCAUGUUGUUGGCAGUCUGAGAGAGCAGACAGUUGCGAAUGAAAUGACAUAUCCUCACGCCCGGUCGGUCCAACGUCGACGCCCAUCAGGGUAUGAGUUGCCUCCUAUCGAAAAGGCAGUUGAGUUGAUUCGCAUUGCAAGAAGUCAACGCCUAGCAGGAACGGGCCUUAUAUAUGAAUUUAUAUCUAUGCAGCAUUUCUCGGACGUUUGCCUCCAGGUCUAUUUUUCCGAUAGCUUCUCCGAGAUGGACUUUAUUAUCGUCAACGCUGGCCUUUAUUCCCUCUUCUCUGACUAUAGUUAUCAUACCUCUGCGGAAGAAAAGGAGGUGUAUCUUAACGAUGCUUACACGUGUCGCGCGAACCUUGAAACAGCACUUGACGGUUUGCCAUUGCAUCUGCCGGCAACAACGAACGCUAUAACAGCUCUCCUAUUCGGUGCUUGGCAUGCAAUCGAGCUCUCGAAACCCUACCUCGCCUGGGCACUUUCAAGUAAGGCAUCGGAGUUAUGCCAGACGUUAGGUUAUCAUAGAAUGCCCGACAUAGAUAAUAGCGAUAAUGCGAAGUUUAAGAAGUUUUUGUUUUGGACUAACUACUUCCUCGACAAGAGUCUAUCUCUUCGACUCGGUCGAGCGUCCACCAUCCCGGAUUGGGAUAUUACAACACAUCGACCUUCAAUUAGCGAUCCGCACAAAGAGCCAGCUGUAGCUUAUUUCGUGCUCUGGGUCGAGGCUGCGCGUUGCCAAGGGAACAUCUAUGAGCUGCUAUACAGUCCCGAUGCUGUUGCUCAGCCCGACGACGUCAGACAAUCUCGGGCUCAGCUUCUAGUAAACAAUCUACAAACGUUGGAACAGGCUACACAAGAAACUCACAAAAAAUGGAUACAAAUCUCAAAAGACAACGCAGGCCAGGAUCUAGUGAAUUUCUUUGCCACCUCCGACGAUAUUCUUCGGCUGUCACUACUUACUCUGGUCUAUCGGGCGGCUCCGCAACAAGCUGGAGCUCUAACAACAUUCAGUCCCAACUGUGUUGCGGCCGCCAGAGCCACCCUCGACAGGCACCAAGAUUGCCAGGCGAUUAUGGAGAGGAGCAGUAAAGACUUUCUCCCCACAUACGUUCAUUGGACCCUCCUCUUCGUGCCGUUCAUCCCCUUCAUUGUUAUUUUCUGUCAAGUAAUCGAAACCCAAGACAAAGCGGACCUCGACCGACUCGGUGCUUUUGUUACUUCUAUCCAACCCGCUGCCGCGGCUUCUGAUGCCGCAGAUAAGUUGCAUCGCCUCUUUGAGGUCCUACAGAGGGUCGCUAUUCGCUAUGUCGAACUCUCUGCUUCGUACGACGGUCAACCGAAAGCCACCGAACAAAUGGACAUGUAUCUCGAGAUGUUAGGCAUGUCAUCCACAGGGCAGAGCAGUGGCAUUGAGCAACACAACCAGGGGUUCACCCACAAUCUUGACAACAACUUUGUCUCAGGUAGUGAAGGUAUGAGAACAACCGAGGCACAGGCCGGGCCAAUUAUGACGAAUCCAAUGAUGAUUGUAGGGCAUGGGGCACAAUUAGAAGAAUGGUUUUAUAAUAACCAGGCUCUGAUGGAGUCAUUCCAAACCUCUAGCCCAAGCUUCCCGAAUGAAACUUAGCAACACGACACAGACAAAAUUUAAAUGCAUUAAGACCUCAAUAUCGUCCACAGCUGUAUAAUUACCUCAGUAAUGACGACGACGACGACGACCUAAGGAUAUUCGAAGUUAUUCGGCGCAAGGAUUUUGAAGGUUAUCGGUAUAGAGCAGAUGUCUUGUCAUGGACAGCCCAUAGCGUGAAUGACACUAUUAACAUAUAUUCAAACGGAUUUCAGGGAAAUUUAUAUUUCAUUUAUCUCUGGGUUGUUCGGGGAAAGAUACUAACGCAAGGGAAAACAUAACCUAGCUAACCUGCUCUAACUAAUUCAACCUAAUAAAAAAAACAAGUCUACGAAUAGUUACAUCUUCAUUGUUGUUUCAAGACGACCCGAGUUGCG
Molecule: messenger RNA, 2740 nt
Organism: Annulohypoxylon maeteangense
Lineage: Eukaryota; Fungi; Ascomycota; Sordariomycetes; Xylariales; Hypoxylaceae
Exons: 8
Coding region: 195-2363 (722 amino acids)
Biological process (GO): regulation of DNA-templated transcription; DNA-templated transcription
Molecular function (GO): DNA-binding transcription factor activity, RNA polymerase II-specific; DNA binding; zinc ion binding
Source: RefSeq, a predicted model, not a curated record